Molecule: messenger RNA, 965 nt
Organism: Hevea brasiliensis (rubber tree)
Lineage: Eukaryota; Viridiplantae; Streptophyta; Magnoliopsida; Malpighiales; Euphorbiaceae
Product: probable WRKY transcription factor 75
Biological process (GO): regulation of DNA-templated transcription
Molecular function (GO): sequence-specific DNA binding; DNA-binding transcription factor activity
Source: RefSeq, a predicted model, not a curated record
CUUAUUCUUUUGCUUUCCACACACUUGAGGCGUAUAGGCCCAUUUUCCUUGUGAUUUUUAGACGCCUAUAGGCUGCCUUCUUUCUUUUCAUUUUAUAUAUUAAACUCUCUACCUCCUUAGACCUUCCUCUACUUCUUCUUCUUCUUCUUCAUCUUCUUCUGCUUUUCUUUCUUUUGUAGGUACUGGGUUUUCCAUGGAAAAGUUUCAAAUGCUAUUUCCUUUUUCAUCGACAGGGCCUUCUUCUUAUCCUGUAUCGUCAACCAUAACAAAUUCUCAUGUUUUUAAUAACUUUCAAGGUGAUACUUCAAAUGGGUUCUUGGGAUUGAAGAUAGAAAAUCAAGUAGGAGUACCACCAAGAACGGAAGUCAAGGACCUUAAUUCAUCAUCACAACAAAGUGCAAGCUUUUCAAUUGGGUCUGAAACUACUGAUCAGCUAAAACCAGGCAAAAAGAAAGGCGAAAAGAAAAUUAGAAAACCCAGAUAUGCUUUUCAAACUAGGAGCCAGGUUGAUAUACUAGAUGAUGGUUAUCGGUGGAGGAAAUAUGGCCAAAAAGCCGUGAAAAACAACAAAUUCCCCAGGAGCUACUACCGGUGCACACAUCAAGGGUGCAAUGUAAAGAAGCAAGUGCAACGCCUAACCAGAGGAGGUAUUUUAGUAACAACUUAUGAAGGGAUGCAUAAUCAUCCUAUUGAGAAGCCAACUGACAACUUUGAACAUAUCUUGAGCCAGAUGCAAAUUUACAGUAACCCCUUUUGAAGUUUGAAAGUGAUCUUCACAUAUAAAUAAAAUUAUGUACACUUCUCUGUAAUAGAUAUAGAUAUCGAUCCUACUCCUUGGAUAUAUAGCAAUAAGGUUGUUUUCUUAGGAAUGGCAGCAGAAUUUCAUCCUUCAGUUAAGUUUUUGUUGGUUAAGUUCUUAAUUAGACAUUGUAAGUUUGCUUUAAUUCUUUCUUUUGUUUUGUAUU